Messenger RNA from Paraglomus brasilianum, 219 nucleotides. NCBI's taxonomy places the organism in Eukaryota, Fungi, Glomeromycota, Glomeromycetes, Paraglomerales, Paraglomeraceae. The record is from the annotation of a GenBank genome assembly.
AUGGAUAAGCACUCUAGAGAUGUAUAUGACAUUGAGUUUGACGAUGCAUACAUGAUCCGGGCGGUUAGAGAAUACGAUGAAUUGGUGGAGAAUUUGAAAAGGAGACUGGAUUUAAUAAAAAAAAAGAUCGUUCUUGUGGUUAGCAGGGAAUUUCCGGGAGUUGGUGAAUAUGAGGAUGAAGUGGAAAAGAGGAAAAGAGCAUGCGAGAAAGAGAGAGAG